Molecule: messenger RNA, 628 nt
Organism: Castor canadensis (American beaver)
Lineage: Eukaryota; Metazoa; Chordata; Mammalia; Rodentia; Castoridae
Gene: Crh
Product: corticotropin releasing hormone
Biological process (GO): negative regulation of glucagon secretion; negative regulation of epinephrine secretion; positive regulation of cortisol secretion
Cellular component (GO): extracellular region
Molecular function (GO): corticotropin-releasing hormone activity
Source: RefSeq, a predicted model, not a curated record
CCUAACAUGCGGCUGCGGCUGCUCGUGUCCGCGGGCGUCCUGCUGGUGGCCCUGUUGCCCUGCCCGCCAUGCAGAGCCCUCCUCAGCCGGGGACCCGUCCCGGGAGCCCGCAAGGCCCCGCAGGUCCCCCAGCCCCUGGAUUUCCUCCAGCCGCAGCCCGAGCAGCCCCAGCAGCCGCAGCCCCGGCCGGUUCUGCUCCGCAUGGGAGAAGAAUACUUCCUCCGCUUGGGGAACCUCAACAAGAGCCCCGCUGCCCGGCUGUCGCCUGAGUCCUCUCCCCUGGCCGGCGACGGCGGCAGCCGCCCCUCGGCGGACCAGGCAGCAGCCAACUUUUUCCGCGCGCUGCUGCAGCAGCUGCAGCUGCCUCGGAGCUCGCUCGACAGCCGCGCGGGUCCCGCGGAGCGCGGCGCCGCCGACGCCCGCGGCGGCCACCAGGAGGCGCUGGAGAGGGAGAGGCGGUCCGAGGAGCCUCCCAUCUCCCUGGAUCUCACCUUCCACCUGCUGCGAGAAGUCUUGGAAAUGGCCAGGGCCGAGCAGUUAGCGCAGCAAGCUCACAGCAACAGGAAACUGAUGGAGAUCAUUGGCAAAUGAAACGGUGCGUUUGGCCGGAAAAAAGUCUGCAUUUAGC